Messenger RNA from Colletes gigas, 1239 nucleotides. RefSeq names its product DNA-directed RNA polymerase II subunit GRINL1A (gene Polr2M). The coding region runs from base 164 to 1156 and encodes 330 amino acids. Gene Ontology annotation, molecular function: transcription elongation factor activity. The record is from RefSeq and is a predicted model, not a curated record. NCBI's taxonomy places the organism in Eukaryota, Metazoa, Arthropoda, Insecta, Hymenoptera, Colletidae. Gene Ontology annotation, cellular component: nucleus. The transcript has 5 exons. Gene Ontology annotation, biological process: transcription elongation by RNA polymerase II.
GAUAAAUUAUAUUUCGCGUGAUUUCAAUGUGCGUAUAAAAUAAUGAGUACUAUCUAAUAUAUGUUGAAAUAUACAGUAUUGUGUCACAUGAAAUAUGUAAAAGAUAUUUUUAUGUACGAAGAUAUUGUUUAAUUCUAAGUUCAUACAUGCAGAACAAAAACAAAUGUAUCAGAAGAGAGUGGUUAACAAAAUUCCAGGCGAGCUGCCACAUCCACCUAAAAGCCAAAAUCAAGGAUUUAUAGACGAUUUAGGAAAGAAGCAAAAAUUUGAAUUAGAAGAGCUGUUAGAAAGGCAGAAUAAGAUUCUCGCUAAUAAAACAUUUCUAUCAAAAUUACCGGAUAAAGGGAAGAAGAUCAAAUAUUUUAGAGAUAAAAUAGCGAAAGAACUCGAGCAUAAAAACGAAGUUGAAAAUGCAGCUAAUCUUUUAUCGAGACUAAAUCUAGCAUCCGAGGGUAAAGAUGCUAUGAACGAACUAGAAUGGACUGGCAAUUAUAACGAAACAAAAAGUACAAUAAAAAUUAUCGAACUCGAUAGUGGCGAUGAAGAAGAUCCUUUGAAAAUAUUGGCACAACCUACAGGUUCUGGUGUUCAUAAGAAGAAAAUUAUACAUCUACCACCGGAGGAAAAUUUAAUAAAAUUAGAAGAUGUAGCGGAAAUCGAAUCUUUUAAAGCGGAAUCUACAGAUGAACAUGUACAAUAUAUUGUUAACAAAGUAGAGAACACACCGAAGACAACGAAUCAGAGAAGGGAACAAUUCAAACCAUAUAAGACGACCAAAUCGAAUGUACAUGAUCCUGAAAAAGAGAAACAAAGGAAGCAACCUAAGAACUGGGAAGUUACGGCAGCUACACCUCCACUAAUUGUUCAUAGCGCAGCGAAGAUUAUAAACUUAAAUGAAUCUCUAAAGCUACAGAAGGAACACGCUGAGAAACUUCAGCAAAUUCAAGCCAAACAUGCAGCAGAAAGAUUGGCUGAACAACUCGGUUUACAUUGUGUUGGCCCUCCACUCAAGAAUAUAGAUAACUACCAUAUACGGGAAGAAAAAGACUCCAGUUCAUCGUCUGGUUCCGAAGAUGAGGAAAAUGAAGUUCACGAUGAAGAAGAUAACGAUAAAAGAGGAACGGUUGUUUUCACAAUAGAUAGUAUAGAAAAUUAAUUUAAUCUAUUUUAUAAUAGAUAUAUUAUGUAAGUAUAUUUGUAAUACAUUAUUUUAAAUAAAAUUUCGUUAUUGAAAGUUAA